ACAAAAACAUUUUCCUCUCUUUUAUUACGCAUAAGCAACAAAAAAAAAAGAAUCAACUAAACAAUUUCAAUUUUUUUUUUGAAAACAAUGGACAAAGAACAAAAACCACAUAGCACAACCGGCCAUAGCCACUCUCCUUCUUCCUCCGCUUCCGGUUCCACCUCAAACGAAACAGUUCGCUCACGAUGGUCACCUAAGCCGGAACAAAUACUCAUACUUGAGUCAAUCUUCAACAGUGGUAUGGUUAACCCUCCCAAAGAAGAGACGGUAAGGAUACGAAAGAUGCUGGAGAAAUUCGGAAAGGUGGGAGAUGCAAAUGUCUUCUACUGGUUUCAAAACCGGCGGUCAAGAUCUCGCCGAAGGCAGCGGCAACUCCAGGCUGCAGCAGCAGAAGCGGCCACAGUCACCAACACUUGUGACCAGACCAUGAUGGUGAGCAACAACUUGCCAGAACAUAGUGGAAGUGAUUUGGGGUUUGGAGGUUGUAGCACUUCUAAUUACUUAUUUGCUAGCUCUUCUUAUGGCGCUGGAUGUGAUGAUCAUAGCAAUAAUGGCAUGGAGAAUCUCUUAACAAUGUCUGGUCAAAUGGGUUACCAUGAAGCUAAUCAGCAUCACUAUAAUUAUCAUAGCUCAAAUGUCGAAUCGAUUUUGUGCCCAUCUGAUCAAAGCUCCAAUUAUCACUACCAACAAGGGUCUAUAAUGGUGUUUAUAAACGGAGUUCCAACAGAAGUGACGAGCGGAGGUAUUGAUAUGAAAGCAACAUUUGGAGAAGAUUUGGUUUUGGUGAAUUCCUCAGGUGUUUCUCUUCCUACUGAUCAGUUUGGGUUUUUGAUGCAUAGCUUACAACAUGGUGAAGCUUAUUUCCUGGUUCCAAGACCGACAUGAACUGGCUUUACUCUUGUGUUAUGUGGUGAUUCAACAGAUGCCUUGUUAUUCUACCUUAGUCUCUAUGGCUGCGGUCCAUCCAUUUUUUUCCUUUUCUUUAUGAAUCUAUCGUGUAAUAAAAGUUUCUUCUGUUGUCUCUUAGUUUUGUAAUUUAAUUAAAUAAAAUACUAAAUGAAGUCAAAAGCUCUUCUGAAACGAAGAGAUUUAGGAUUUGUAUCAGUUUUUUUGUGAUUUA
Molecule: messenger RNA, 1120 nt
Organism: Raphanus sativus (radish)
Lineage: Eukaryota; Viridiplantae; Streptophyta; Magnoliopsida; Brassicales; Brassicaceae
Product: WUSCHEL-related homeobox 11-like
Exons: 4
Coding region: 88-885 (265 amino acids)
Biological process (GO): adventitious root development
Molecular function (GO): DNA binding; DNA-binding transcription factor activity
Source: RefSeq, a predicted model, not a curated record